Messenger RNA from Cololabis saira (Pacific saury), 4005 nucleotides. RefSeq names its product ras-related protein Rab-3A. The record is from RefSeq and is a predicted model, not a curated record. The transcript is spliced from 5 exons. NCBI's taxonomy places the organism in Eukaryota, Metazoa, Chordata, Actinopteri, Beloniformes, Belonidae. Gene Ontology annotation, molecular function: GTPase activity; GTP binding. Bases 76 to 735 code for a protein of 219 amino acids. Gene Ontology annotation, biological process: protein secretion; axonogenesis; maintenance of presynaptic active zone structure. Gene Ontology annotation, cellular component: synaptic vesicle membrane; plasma membrane; synaptic vesicle.
GCGUGUCUGACUUGACGGUGGUGUUUCUGCGGGUGCUGAAAGCGGCGGACAGCAGCCGGAUAGAUAUCUGCAAAGAUGGCCUCGGCAACAGCAACCUAUGGACAGAAGGAGUCUUCAGACCAGAACUUUGACUACAUGUUCAAGAUCCUCAUCAUUGGCAACAGCAGUGUGGGCAAAACCUCCUUUUUGUUCCGCUAUGCCGACGACUCUUUCACGCCAGCUUUUGUCAGUACAGUGGGGAUCGACUUUAAGGUGAAGACCAUCUACAGGAAUGACAAGAGGAUCAAAUUGCAGAUCUGGGACACAGCCGGUCAGGAGCGUUACCGCACCAUCACCACAGCUUACUACCGAGGAGCCAUGGGAUUCAUCCUCAUGUAUGACAUCACAAACGAAGAAUCUUUCAACGCCGUCCAGGACUGGUCGACUCAGAUUAAGACAUACUCGUGGGACAAUGCCCAGGUGCUGCUGGUAGGAAACAAGUGUGACAUGGAGGAUGAACGCGUGGUGAGUGGAGAUAGAGGCCGGCAGCUGUCUGAACACCUUGGUUUUGAGUUCUUUGAGGCCAGUGCAAAGGACAACAUCAACGUGAAGCAGACUUUUGAGCGCCUGGUCGACAUUAUCUGUGAAAAGAUGUCGGAGAGUCUGGAUGCCGGUGACCCGGCAGUGACAGGGGCCAAACAAGGCCCACAGCUGACAGAGCAGCCCGCCCCUCCUCACUCGGACUGCGCAUGCUAAAGCUGACUCAUUUCCUGAACCUUUUUUUUUUUUCCUCUCGUUAUCCUUGUCCUCCUUCAGCUGUACCCCAGGUUCUGACUUCAUCACCUCUCUCACUCCCUUUCUGGCUUAUUCCCAUUGGUUCCUUGGCUGAAAAACACAAGAGCCAGGCUGAAAAGUAUCUGAAAAGCUCUGAGAUGCUACUGGCCCACUUUUGAAGGAGUGUUUGCCUCUUGUUUCUCCUCAUAGAGGAGCUAAGUGAUUUUGUUUCUAUCGCUAGGUAUUGAUCUGAUGCCAAAGCAGUUUCAGUCGAAACCGAGCUUUUCAGACUCUUCGUAGCCGUGGUUUUUGAUGGUUUUCCCCGUUACUCCGUGUGGUUUCACAAGAAGGAUUUGACGGCUUACAUCCUCAGAGUGCCAUUUAAAUCCUUCCCAAGUUUACAGUACUUUGUUUCAUGUCAGUCAAGUGUCUUGAAAAGAUGCCAGCCCUGGAUUCAGUGACCGGGAAGGCCACUGUGGAGUUAUGCAGGAGCAAUGUCCCAUCUGAGAUCUGCGUGUUAUGUGUCAUGUCAUUUAUGUGUCUCUUUGUUUUCUCGCAUAUUUAAACAUGAAUACAGCAAAAAUACGCAAAUUACUGCAUUUUCAUUGCUCAUUCGAGUGUUUUUAUUUGGUCCUCCCGAUAUUUUGUAUUCUUCCGCCCUAUUUAUUCUUUUCAUUUACCGGAUGGGAAAAUAUGAACAAGCUGGAGAUGGUGGAAAAAACAACAAAAAAAUGAAAUGAGGCAUUUUAUUGAAUUAUUAUUUAUUUUAAUUGUAAAUAUAAAUGUUGUGCUAAACAUAUAUAUACUAAAUAUACAUAAAAUCUACAAGUAUGCACUUCCAGAAAUAAGUAUUUUAAAAGGUAUGACGUUCUAUAUAAGAGGUCUAUGUUGUAGGGGUUUUUAUUUUUUCUUUGUUUUUUGGACGUGUGCAAGCAGCUCGUCCGGGUGCAAAUACGUUUUCCUGUUGGUUGAUACUUCAGAAAUGUUGUGAUGUCAAAACUGCAACUUCAUGCUCUGAAAAAUCCAGUUUGCAAGUCUAAAUUACAAACCGCACCCUCUGUAAGACGUUUUCUCCCCUUCUGAACCGCCUCUGUGGGACUUCCAGCUCCACUGAUGCAAAACACGUCAAUGCAACUCUGUUGUCAGCGGAGGGCGUAAACGAAGCAUGUUAAAUACUGUUUAAGCCAGAAAAUGACUGUAAUAACACUGACAUCUGGAGUGUUUCUGAAUAUUUCGUUACAACAAGGGUUUUGAUGCUUCUGCUCCCUUAUGUUGAGCCAUGUCGUUGUUACUUUACUAACAGCUAAUUUAUAAAUGAAAGAAUAUCUGAAAAAAACAUUUGUGAAAACGUAUCUAUUGCAUUAGCUAAUAACACUAAAUAUCAGUUCAUUUUACCUCUGGCAGAGGUAAAAUAAACAACCAAUGGCUUAAAAGUCAAACAAUUGUGCUGGUCAUGUCAGCUGCUUUAUCCAAUAUUAAAUCAUUUAAACACUUCAGCGUCCUCUAAGCUAUGUGGAUAUUGUUUUAGGAGAUGUGAAUGACUUUUUUUCUGUUGCAUGUUUUCAUGGUAUUUUGCCUUUAUUAGGUAGUCGAUUAGUCAGCGAGGGGAAACAUCGGGGGAGAGUAACGAUGGCGUAGGACCAGAUCCGAACUGGUAGGCCACGAUGGCAAGCUUGACUAAACACUGAAACUACCAUAAAACAUGGCAGUUUGUUUAAAAAUGCACGGAAACCAGAGUUGCAAUUUGAUCUGUACUGUAUCUGGUAUUAUUCCUUUGAGGCAUUGAGAUAGCCGCCAAAAACAGCAAGACUCAAGUGACUUUUCAGCGUUCAGAACAUAUAUCAGUCCUUUGUAUUGAAGAAAAUAUCAAAUAAUCGUCCAGCAUGACUUUAUCAGCAUCCUGUCUGACCACAUCCAACAUUUAGGCUGCACUCAAGGGAUUCAUACCUGCUCUGCUGUGGGUUUUUUUUUCUUCCUCAGUUCAGAUACGCAGCCAUUGGUGUUUAACUGUAAUGUUUUAAAAGAUGAAGACGCAUCUUGUUACUUCUAAAUGUGCUUCAAACUACACGCAGACGCUUCAGGCUUUUGCUUAAUAACAAAAAAACACUCAGAACUAAACUUUCCGCACAGCCGGUACCCUGGAGCAGCUUUACGGGAUUUCCACAGGCUCUGGUUGUGUGUGCUGUCCUCUCCACUCAGUCUUCAGGUAAAUCAGAGACGGCACUGGUAAAGUCCAGAAAAAAUCUAAAUAAUCUGUUGUGACCUGUUUUCCCAGCAUCGCUGACGUGACUAUGCCUUUGUUUAAAUAAGGUUUUCAAAGUUCUAGCUGGCAGAUGCACCUUCCUUUGAUCAAAACUGGUGAAGCAGCUCACAGUUUUGUGUUUGGGAGCCAAAAUCCGACAUGUGAUCAGUUUUACAAGUUCAAACUGCAAUGAAACCAGUUCUGCUGGGAGUAAUGCAGUGAACUUUAGUCGUUCAAAUGUGGUGCAAAAAAAACGCAGAUGAAUAAGACUAUGAAGUAACCGUGCUAAUCUAGAUAUAAAAACAAACUAAAUAAAUAAAUCAUAAAGUCACUGUCUACAACUUUAGGACUAAAGCAAAUAUGAAUCAGUUAUAUAAUUAUUUUGAUAGCAACUGAAAUUACAACUAAAAUUAGAAAAAUUGGGCCCCAGUCAAACUGUCACAGUAAUUUUGAUCCUGCAUAUUGUAAUUCUUAUUGUUCGUAAACUGUUUCUUUUCCAGUAAAAUCCAGACUUCUUAACUGUUCUCCUUUAUAAUACGUCUUCCUCUCCAUAUAAAUAUCAUGUGUAAAUACUGUACCUUUCAGUCAUAUGUGUGGAUUGUGUUGUAUCGACUCAGGCUUGCAUUGGAAAAAACAAAACAAAACAAAACGGAAAAAAAGAGAAGGGGGAAAAAAAAGACAGUGAAAAGCUGAAAACCCCAAAAGAGCCAUGUUGUACUGUAUCAGCUUUCAUUUUUAGACCUGCUUGUGAAUGAAUGUGUCACUCAGUUACAAAGCAAUACACACUACAGCAUAGUACACAAAAGCAGAUGCCAUCAAGCUUGGUAGAGGCUGCCCACCCUAGAUCUUCUACAAGCACGCAGAAAAUUGUGACUUUAUUUGGUCUCGUAUCACUGCCUCUUCAAACCCUUUCAGUUUGGAACAUGAAGGUGAGAGAAUAUGCUGUGGAUGUUUUUAUCUGUACUUUGUGGUAAAACAGUAAUAAAAAAAGGAAAAAAAACUGCUAACAA